CCGGUGAGUAUGCUUCUCGGAACUGUAGAGAGAAUUGGUCGAAAGAUCUGGAUCCAUAAGGUCAAACAGCGUGCUCUUGGUAUUAAGCACGACUGCAAUACCUUGUCCGGGUAAUGAUUGACCCGGAUCGUACGAAACAUCCGGCCGGAAAAUAUAGCGCCCUUCCGGAUUUUGGCUUUUGAUCACUUCCGACCCCGCAUCCACCGCUUACCUCACCUUCUUCCGCUCAUGCAGACACAUCUCAGACAGGUUCUCAAAUUGAGCUGAGCUGAUCGCGGUAAUAACAUGCUUCUGGGAUAUGGAUUCGUUUGAGUACAACAUCAACCCGAGUCGAGUCGUCUUUGGAAUCGGGAGCGUUAACAAGCUGCCAGAGGAAAUCAAGAAGCUCGGAUGCUCAUCACCCUUAGUCCUUACCUCAAAGGGACAAAAUGGAAUGUUGCAUGGCGACCUCUUGACUGAAGUCCUGUCAAAAUGCUCAAUGUCUGCCGCUGCUACCUUGAAUAUGGCAGUGAUGCAUACGCCAGUGCCUGUCACUGAAGCAGCACUCCAACAACUCAAAGCGCAAGCCGCGGAUUGUAUCGUAUCCAUCGGAGGAGGUUCUGUCGUCGGUCUGGGCAAGGCCCUUUCCAUUCGUACUGGAUUACAACACGUCUGCAUACCUACGACCUAUUCUGGCAGCGAAAUGACACCUAUCCUUGGCGAGACGGACAAAGGCAAAAAGACUACUCGCUCGAAUCCAAAAAUUCUCCCGGAUGUCGUGAUCUACGAUGCGAAUCUCACAAAAUCGUUGCCAGUAGCCAUCUGCUCAAUUUCUGGUAUCAAUGCGAUCGCUCAUGCCGUGGAAGCAUUAUAUGCGAAAAACACAAAUCCCAUUACCAACUUGCUGGCUCUGGAAGGCAUCAAAAAGUUAGCAGAAGCCCUGCCAGCAAUCGCACGAGAUCCGUCAGAUCUAUCUGCUCGUGAAGGAGCUCAGUACGGCGCAUGGCUUUGUGGUGUUGUCCUCGGCACUUCCGCGAUGGCUUUGCAUCACAAACUUUGUCACACUUUAGGCGGAUCGCUCAAUCUGCCUCAUGCUGAGACACACACUGUUGUGUUAGCACAUGCACUGGCAUACAAUGCUCCGGCUAUACCAGAACAGAUGGAGAAAAUUGCUUCAGUGCUUCCUGAUAGUGAUGGAGACGCGAUCAAAGGACUCAAUAUUUUCCUGGACAAACUCGGUGUGUCGCGUGCGCUGAAGGACUUUGGCAUGCAAGAAGAAGAUAUUGACAAAGCUACGGAUAUUGCUAUGAGUAUGCAGUAUGCCAACCCAAGAGCGAUGGAGAGAGAUUCAAUCAGGGAGCUGAUACGCAGAGCUUGGUCUGGUGAAUCUGCGAAAGCCGAUGUGUAGUUCUCAAUGAUGGAAACACCUCGCAUAAUCUAUCAAUGAGCAUACAUACUCAAAGUGUCACGAGGUUUAGCAUGCAUAGCUGGA
This is a messenger RNA of Aureobasidium subglaciale EXF-2481, 1471 nucleotides long. RefSeq lists its product as uncharacterized. The transcript has a single exon. Gene Ontology annotation, molecular function: maleylacetate reductase activity; metal ion binding; alcohol dehydrogenase (NAD+) activity. The record is from RefSeq and is a predicted model, not a curated record. Bases 299 to 1387 code for a protein of 362 amino acids. Gene Ontology annotation, cellular component: mitochondrion. Lineage: Eukaryota; Fungi; Ascomycota; Dothideomycetes; Dothideales; Saccotheciaceae.